GGAAGCAAAAGUGGCAGUUAAAUCCAAGAUGGCGGCCACGGUCGUUCGCAGUCUCGGCUCUAGUUUGAGUAAAAGCUUGCGGGAGGUCCGGGUCCAUCUGUGCCAAACGUCGGCAGGCAGUAGAGGGGCCAGAGACUUUGUGGAGCAUCACUAUGUCCCUCUGAAAAAGUCCAACCCUGACUUUCCAAUCCUUAUCCGAGAAUGUUCUGGAGCACAGGCCCGAUUAUGGGCCAGAUAUGAGUUUGGUAAAGAAUGCAGUGUCUCUGUGGAGAACAUGUCAUCUGACCAGGUGGCUCAAGCUCUGCGCACAUUGGUCCAGUCAGCACCCUGACACGUUGUCAUCCCCCCACCCUCUCCCUCUGCUGGGCGGACCAGUCUAAUUAAACUUCUCUGUUGAAAUGCAAAUAUGUUAAUGUUAAUAAAAAACAAUAUUGUUCAGAA
This is a messenger RNA of Cynoglossus semilaevis (tongue sole), 441 nucleotides long. It is a transcript of the gene ndufa2, whose product is annotated as NADH:ubiquinone oxidoreductase subunit A2. The coding region runs from base 29 to 331 and encodes 100 amino acids. Gene Ontology annotation, cellular component: respiratory chain complex I. The transcript has 3 exons. The record is from RefSeq and is a predicted model, not a curated record. Lineage: Eukaryota; Metazoa; Chordata; Actinopteri; Pleuronectiformes; Cynoglossidae.